Hibiscus syriacus is the source of this 2696-nucleotide messenger RNA. Its product is annotated as two-component response regulator-like APRR3. Gene Ontology annotation, biological process: phosphorelay signal transduction system; cytokinin-activated signaling pathway. The coding region runs from base 241 to 2538 and encodes 765 amino acids. NCBI's taxonomy places the organism in Eukaryota, Viridiplantae, Streptophyta, Magnoliopsida, Malvales, Malvaceae. The record is from RefSeq and is a predicted model, not a curated record. Gene Ontology annotation, molecular function: protein binding. The transcript has 12 exons.
UCGGAAACAAAGAAAUUAUGAGAACUCCACUAGCCAGGUUAUAACGAAAAAAAAUUAAAUAAAAAGAUUUGAUAAUAAACCUCAGACUAAAGAAAAGUAAUCUGGAAAUUCUUGUUCGAAUGUUUCUAAUAUCGGCUUGCUUAUCCAUGGAUAAGCUGUAAAGGAGCAUCUGAUUUAUUCAAUUGUCUGCAUUCUUAUGGUUGAUGUUUUCGAAUUAGUUGAUGCGAGCUGUGUUUGUGAAUGAUGAUGGUUUUGCCAAUAAAGGAAGACAAUAACAUGUUUAACGAGCAGAAAGAAGCAAGGAAUGGAGUAGUGAGGGAUGAGCAAGGUUCAGGCUCAAUUGAGGAAAACGAAUCAAGGAUUGUUGGGAGGACUUUAAAUGUAAGUAAUGGGUCCCUUGGAGCAAUUGAGGUGUGUGAUGUGUUAGAAGCUCCUCGACAACAACCUCGAGGUUCUGUAAUACGUUGGGAGAGGUAUCUCCCUUUUGGGACCAUCAAAGUUCUCCUUGUGGAAAAUGAUGACCCAACGCGUCAUGUUGUUAGUGCAUUACUACAAAAUUGCAGUUACGAAGUUAUGGCCGUUGCAAAUGGUCUCAGAGCGUGGAGAGUCCUAGAAGAUCCGACUAACCAUAUUGAUAUUGUCCUGUCAGAGGAAGAUAUGCCUGUGUUAUCAGGAAGUGAUCUUUUAUGCAUGAUUAUGAGCCACAAAACUUUAAAGAAUAUCCCUGUGAUAAUGAUGUCAUCUCAUGAUUGUAUCAGUCUAGUGUUUAAGUGUUUGUCAAAGGGUGCAGUUGAUUUUCUUGUAAAACCUAUUCGGAAGAAUGAAGUUAAAAAUCUCUGGCAGCAUCUUUGGAGGAGAUGCCACAGUUCUAGCGGCAGUGGGAGUGAAAGUGGAACACUGUCAAGAAAGUCUAUUAAGUCAAAAGGUAAUGAUGAGCCUGAGAAUUAUGCUGCCAGUAGUGAUGUCAAUGAGCAUGAUGACUACAGUGAUGAUCUGAUGGUUCGUGAUGGAAGUGAAAAUGGGAGUGGUACCGAGAGUUCAUGGACAAAAAGGGCAGCCGAACCUGAGAGCUCUCAUCCAAUGUCUUCCUUAAAUCGAUCGCCCAAUGCUCCUGAUAGCACUUGCGCCCAAUUGGUUCAUGUGAAGCAUGAUAAAUGUGGGAGCUCGUGGACAUGGGUUACUGAGAAAAAAGAAUGCCAAGAACAGCAUGAACAAGUUGUUGAUGCUGCUGAGGGCAAGUACUCGGAAGUAAGAAUUAAAAGAAAUAAAGAAUGGCAAUGUGGAAAUCAAUGCGAAAAUUCACCUACUAACCUGGAAGAAGUAGAUUGUAAGCAAUUUGACAGCGGACAGUAUGAGCACCAGAAUGAGAGCAUUACUGGCAAGGAUCGAGCCCCUGAUAUAAUUACUGCAAUUCAACAAGCUGAAAGCAGAGCUUCUGAUGCUCCAUGUGGCUCUUCCGAUAUACUGCAAGUCAAAGAUGGAGCAUCCCGUGGAUCUGGAGAAAACCCUUCCCUUGAACCGACUCCUACGUUGUUACAAGGAGCAUCAGAUAGACAAGAUUCUGCAAAUAAUGGGCACAAUGUUUUGAGACAUUCUGAGUCGUCAGCAUUCUCAAAGUACAGUACUGCAUCUUCUGGUAAGAAGGCUCUCACACGGAACAAAGGAAGCUGUUCUCCACUUGAUCAUAGUUCCGUUACAAUGAAAACUGAAGCAUUGCGCACUCUUCCAUCUCAUUCAAGUGGCAUUCUUUUGAAUCAGUCAUCAAUAAGAAGCAGCAACAAAAAUGAUACGAGAACUACUGCAAAAUGUGUUAGCCCAAAGCCUGAAGCUUUGAUCGACAAGUCUGGGUCCAAUUCAGCAUUUAAAUGCUUUCACUCUUCUUCCUUCAAACCAAUGGAUAAUGGUUCAUCUCAGGAAGUGUUGACUGAAACAGUAAAUGAUACCGAGCUUAAAACUUCUCUUUCACCAUUGAGAACUGCAAGCCAGGUAUUUCAUUUUCAGCACCAUUUUCCGUACCUACGUCAACUCUGCCAAAUUGAGAAGGAACAUAACUUGCAGGCUGAUCAUGAUAGCUCGGAGAAGAUCAUUGCAACUGCUAAACAAUGCGGAUCAUCCAAUUUGUUUGAAGGGCCCUCUGAAUGUGAUAUUGUAAACUAUAGUGUAAAUGGGAGUACCUCGGGGAGUAACUAUGUCAGCAAUGGGCGUAAUGGGACUGGAACUUGUUUAAGUGCUGAAAAUGCAAUAAUUGAUGAUGGCAAUGGGACAGCUGGUGCAAUGAGUCGUAGAAGUGGUGGUAGUGCGGCAGAUGAAGAUCGUGUUGCACAAAGAGUGGCCGCCUUAACCAAAUUUCGCCAGAAAAGGAAAGAAAGAUGUUUUGAGAAGAAGGUACGAUAUCAGAGCAGGAAGAGGUUGGCAGAACAGCGACCUCGUGUCAAGGGACAAUUUAUGCGGCAAAUCGUUUGUGAUUCUGAAGGAGGAAAAGAUUGUUCGAGUUAUGGCUUCACGUCCGAAGACAAAUCUUCAGAUAGUUUAAGAUAACACAGGCAAGGUUUGCUGAUUGCUGCUAACUUGACCAACCCGUCCACUCCAAUGCUUAUGAAAAAAACCAUAGAUUUUAGAAUUUAUAUCUGACUUAGCCCGGAUUUGAAUCUGGUCCAAUCUCGAAAUUGUUGACCUAAAAGGAAUCCGAACGCAAA